This is a messenger RNA of Petromyzon marinus (sea lamprey), 2285 nucleotides long. The record is from RefSeq and is a predicted model, not a curated record. NCBI's taxonomy places the organism in Eukaryota, Metazoa, Chordata, Hyperoartia, Petromyzontiformes, Petromyzontidae.
AGAGGCCGUCAAGCUUUUUUAGCUGCCACGACGUCUGUGCAUCGCACCACGCUGUGCCUCAACAUGCCCGAGGAGCAGCGUGGUGCGAUAAGAAAAGACCGGAGCACUUGGGGUGGGGAUGGGCUGUAGAAAGAUGGAUGGGGGACACGUGUUUAAUAGCUGUGCGUGUGAUUGGGAAAUAACCCAGGUGAAAUAAGCAGUGGGUGCGUCUGUGAAUGAUUGGGACGGGGAUCUGCAGUCUUGGACAAGUUGAGAGUGAGAGGCAGUGACUGCCAGCAGUGGGUGAUGGAGGCAGGUAGAGUUGGUGAUAGAUUCACACGGCUAGCAAAAGGCUCAAGAUUCCAGGAUGGGUCACGGGAGUCUACAGACAAAUUCCAUCUCGGAUGCCACAAUGAAAUUAAAGCAACACAUCGCAUUGAGCCAAUUACCCAAAGAUGGAAUUACAGGACAUCAUGAGAUAUCUAAAACUACACAAACUUUUAAAUUUUACCAGGCAAGGCUCACUGAGCUAUGUGGCUCUUUGUCAGUAGCGACCUGGCUAUUACAAAUGAGAGCACAAUGAAGCGGCUUGUGUGGAAAUUGAUUGCAGCCAAAAACUAAAAACGCGUGAUGUUGAUUAUAAAUGUAGAGGGGACAAUCGGAGGACCCAGAUACAAAUUCACGCUAUCAAGGGGAGACAGAUAGAGAGACACAAACUCUAAAUAUAAAGCAGUCAUAAGGCGAGAGAGAUAACUUCUCCUAGAGACUGUGGCAUGCAACCCAUUGCUCUGUCUUACCAUAGACAUAAACUUGUGCGCUAAGCUUUGGAAGGAUAACUUUAUCUCUCGAUGCUCAUUUCACGAAUCAGCCAUCACAGCUGAACCUCUACGACUUAUAUUAGCAACUAUUUUUUUUUAAGUUCCUCUGAUACAUUUUGUUCAUGUAGCGGUGUGUACAGUAUCCGUGUUUAGGCUGCUGUUUGCGCACCUCGGGGCGCGGGUUCACAUUCCAGGCAGUGUCUCGUGAUGUCAGUGACGACAAUUAAAAUAUUGUAAGCAUUUUACUUCCUUCACCGUCGCUAUAAGAGAGAGGUCCUGGUCCAGCGUCUCUCUGAGCCACACAGCGAGCGAUCACAGCGAAGCCCAUGGGUCAUGGCGAGCGCGACUCCAAGUGAGAGUGCGGAUAGUGAGCUGCGCUGCCCCAUCUGCCUGGACACGUUCGACUGCCCCUCUACACUGAGCUGCGGACACUCGUUCUGCAUCCGGUGCCUGGAGGCCACCUGGGAGACGGCGAGCAGCUUCAGCUGCCCGCAGUGCCGAGCGACCUUCCCUGUGCGACCUCAGCUGAUGAAGAACGUGGCCCUCGGGAAACUGGUGGAGCAGCUCAGAGUUGGAGACGGGAUGGCCGUAGCCGUCGUCAUGUGUGACAUCUGCGGUGAUGGCCACACUCCUGCAGUGCAGACCUGCCUAAGAUGUGAGAUGUCCUACUGUGCGAUGCACGCGAGGCCUCAUGUAGAGAAUCCCAGGCUGAGAGACCACGUCUUGGUGUCUCCCACUGCGAACCUGGAGGAGCGACGGUGCCGGGAGCACAGACAGGAGCUCAUUCUUUACUGUGUGCAGGACGAGAGCCCGGUCUGCCCAGUCUGCCCCGUGGCAGGAGACCACUCCAGGCACAGGGUCAUCACGGUGGAAAAAGCACAACAGACAAAACAGGUGAAGUGUCAUGUUCUGUUGUAAUCCACAUUGUUACAGGAGGUUGAGAGAUUCACAUCAGCAGGUCAUGACCCCUCACCUCGAGCAGGUGAGCUCCUGUUGAGACCAAACGCCCCUUUACAGGGAGACCCAGGUAGAGGUAGCAGGGAGGCUCAGAUGUCGGAAUGCUAAUGCUGAAUUGGAAUCUAGUCGGUCGCCCAUGGUUUUAACUGGAUUCUCAUAUUUAUUGAGUUGAUGGUUUAAGCCCAGUCAACAUUUGACAGCAUGUCAAAUCAUAUUUUGCAUGAUAAUUCAAAAUAUGAGUUUGAUUAAGUGAGAAACGUUAUGAUUGCGAUAAGCCACUACACCCAUAACUUGAAGAGGUUUAAACAUAUUUUAGAAUGUACAUGAUAUUUGUCGAUGUUAUCUCACAGGAUAUUGUAUUGCCCCAUGGUAGUUCCCAUUAAAUUAUUCGGGGAGACGUAUGCAGAAAUAUGACAACAGAUGUGGUGUGUAUGCGUUUUGAACUUAUGAGACCUCGUUUGCCAGAAACAAGAUAUAGGAAUAGGUUUUACCCUUUUAACUGGCACAAAAACUGACACCUUUAUUCAAGGU